AUGCUCUGGUCUGCCCUUCACCACCUCUUCACCACCUCUUCCUUCCUCUUUCUUCCGCUCACCCUUUGCUCAUGUCGCCUUCCGCUGAUCCUUACUCCCCAACCCAUAGCACGGCUGCACGCUCUUACUGCUGCUUCCUCUCACAUCCUCCUCACCGGCGCCGCCACUGCUGCCGUUAUCCUGCUGUCCAACUUGCUUCAAUCUCAUUCACACGGCCGGCGUAUUUGCUUCAAAGAAAUUCCCUGCUCCUCCCCACUCCUCAUCCCCUCCACCCACUCCUCUCUCCUUUCUUCCUGCCCCAUGCCCUCUCCUUUCGUCCCUCCCCUCUCCUUUGAUCCCUCCCCUCUCCCGUUCGACCCUCCCCUCUCCCGUUCAACCCUCCCCUCUCCCGUUCGACCCUCCCCUCCAGCCCGCCUUCCUGCGCAUUGCCUUCGGAGCGUGCUUUGCCUUCUUCCUCCUCUUGGAAGCCAUGAGAGUAAGUCGCCUUGA
Molecule: messenger RNA, 489 nt
Organism: Closterium sp. Naga37s-1
Lineage: Eukaryota; Viridiplantae; Streptophyta; Zygnematophyceae; Desmidiales; Closteriaceae
Source: the annotation of a GenBank genome assembly